Ochlerotatus camptorhynchus is the source of this 648-nucleotide messenger RNA. RefSeq lists its product as uncharacterized. The transcript is spliced from 2 exons. NCBI's taxonomy places the organism in Eukaryota, Metazoa, Arthropoda, Insecta, Diptera, Culicidae. The record is from RefSeq and is a predicted model, not a curated record. The coding region runs from base 71 to 592 and encodes 173 amino acids.
CGCCAUCUCAGCAGUUGAGUUCAGUCCGAAAACCACUGGAGCGCAGUUCAUUCAAUCAAGCGCUCAAAAAAUGAAGGUGUUCGUUGUGUUGUCCAUGGCUUUGGCCAUUGCAUCAUGUGCGGCAGUCGACGAUUCCUCCAAGAAAGAUAAACGCGGUCUUUGGGAUGAAGGAUAUGGUGGACACGAAUCCUUCGACUUCGGAGGCGGCCACCAAGAAGAGGCGCACCAGCAUAUCACCACAGUCACCAAGAAUGUUCCUGUUCCAUACCCAGUCGAGGUCGAGAAACACGUGCCAUAUGAAGUGAAGGUCCCAUACCAAGUACAUGUCGAAAAGCAGGUUCCAGUCUAUGUGGAGAAGAAAGUGCCAAUCUAUGUCGAGAAGAAGGUCCCAGUCCACGUUGACCGACCAGUCCCAUACAAAGUGGAAGUGAAGGUCCCAGUUAUCCAGAAGGAAUACGUUGAAGUGCCACAACCAUACACAGUUCAUGUUGAGAAGCACGUUCCAGUGUACAUCGAUAAGCCAGUGUACAUCGAAAAGCCUGUGCCAGUGACUUUACUCAUCAAGAAAACCCAGAAGAAGGGAUGGUUCUAAGAAUGAUCGUUUCUUUGAUGUUACGUUUAUGAGAGAUUAAAUAAUGCUGUAAAUAU